AUGCCUCCACCACAUGAUGGUAACGAGCCAAUUCCAUUCGAGCAGCUCAUACAGCUGGAGCGACUUUCCAAAGAGACCUUUAGAUCAAUAGCUCUUCCAUUUGCGCCACGUGCUCCUGGAAGCAAGCCUGGUCUUGCGUACGGAGGACAUGUCUACAUGCAAGCCGCAUGGGCCGCUUGCUUGACGGUCGCCGAAGGUUUCCGCUUGAGUGAAACUUCAUUGCACCCGGCAUCCCCACCAUCCCGUUCACACCACGUUCAAAACAUCCGCGAUGGCCGGUCCUACUGCACUCGCAUCGUCAACGUCUCGCAUAGAGAAGGCAAAGGCUACAUGUUCACCUGCACAUGCGUCUUCAAGAAUCCCGACGACACCCUCCUGGACGUUCAAUCCAGCAUCGACCUAUGGGACAAAUACCACCUCGCUCUAGCAGGCAAGAACCCAGCAGACUUCCACCCAUGCCCCGGCUACGACAACAACUCGACCGUGGACAUGUCAACCUACAACAAGACCAAACACCCCCUCGACCGCCGCCAGCUCGUCUUCUACCGCUCCAUCGGCACAAUCCCCAACGGGAAUCCUAACAUACACCUCUGCGCACAGCUCUACGCUUCGGAUCGCAAUAGCCUCUUCAUCGUUGCGAAUGCUAUGGAUAUCGGCUAUCUCUACACCGCCAUGGGAAGUUUGGUGCAUCAGGUCAUUUUCCAUACUAAUGCUGAGGAUAUGGAUUUUGGGGAGGACAAGGGGCCUGAAGGGAGUAAGUGGUUUGCCAAGGAGGAUUGGUGUACGCGGUACAGCGGCUCGAGGGGGUUGUUUUAUAGCAGGGUGUGGAGUCCUGGGGGGAAGCAUGUUAUGACGAUCACGCAGGAUGGGAUGGUCAAGUUGCCGGAGGACGCUGGGGAGCAGGUCGGGGAGAUUCGGAAAGGAUGGGAGGGAUUGGAGGAGGAAGAGAUAGAGGCGCAAAGGAAGACGAAAGGACGAUUGUGA
This is a messenger RNA of Fulvia fulva, 984 nucleotides long. RefSeq lists its product as uncharacterized. NCBI's taxonomy places the organism in Eukaryota, Fungi, Ascomycota, Dothideomycetes, Mycosphaerellales, Mycosphaerellaceae. Gene Ontology annotation, cellular component: peroxisomal matrix. The transcript is spliced from 3 exons. The record is from RefSeq and is a predicted model, not a curated record. Gene Ontology annotation, biological process: fatty acid catabolic process; acyl-CoA metabolic process. The coding region runs from base 1 to 984 and encodes 327 amino acids. Gene Ontology annotation, molecular function: fatty acyl-CoA hydrolase activity.